AAUGAUUUCGACUGUUCUAGAGAGAAUAUGGAUUGUUUAACUGGACAACAGUUACUGAAGAAGGAUGGAACGGUUGUAUCUGCCGACUCCGCCCUAGCGGACAAGAAGAUAAUUGGUUUCUAUUUCUCCGCCCAUUGGUGUCCACCCUGCAGACUGUUUACUCCUGCCUUGGCAGAAUUUUAUACGGAUCUUGUGUCUAACGGGGAACCUUUUGAGAUAAUAUUUAUCUCCAGUGAUAAUUCACCAGAAGAACUUAUGACCUAUAUGAAGGAAAGUCAUGGAGAUUGGUUGGCAGUACAGCAUGGAACAGUUUUAUCACAGGAUUUGAAGAAAAAGUUCCAAGUGUCAGGGAUCCCGACCCUAAUCAUCUUAAACAGGGACAACGACCUCAUUACAAAGACGGGACGGAGCGAGGUCACGGAGAAGGGUCCUCUGGUUUUUCAGAAAUGGCUGGCAGCAUCGAAAUAAUAAUAUUACAAUUUAUACAUUUUAUAUUUUCGUUUUUUCAAUAAAAUUUGCACUCGUGAUAAAGGACAGAU
Molecule: messenger RNA, 539 nt
Organism: Eurytemora carolleeae
Lineage: Eukaryota; Metazoa; Arthropoda; Copepoda; Calanoida; Temoridae
Product: nucleoredoxin-like protein 2
Exons: 4
Coding region: 28-468 (146 amino acids)
Biological process (GO): sensory perception; photoreceptor cell maintenance
Source: RefSeq, a predicted model, not a curated record